GUUGUGAACUGUGCCUGACUGUCAAACUGUGAAAUGUUGUCGUGAUAUAAAAAAUAUAAUUUUAUUUAUAUUAAAAGAGUAAAAGUGUGUAAUUUUCAAAGUUUUUUAUAAGAAAGAAAAUUAUAAAAAUGCCAUUGCCCGCUGCAUUGGCUGCCCGAUUGGCCAAAAGGGGCAUUAUUACAAAUUCCGAUAAGCCUGAGACUGCAAGAAAAGAGCCAAAAAAGAAGGUUCAUGAAGAAGUAAUUGCUGAAGAUUACGAUAGUACGAAAGAAGAUAUCAGUCAAAUUGAUCUUUCCCAACAAUUUAUGGGUCAUCCUGGUUGUCCAAACAAGUAUAAUAUUUAUCACGAGUGUAGUAGAAAGUGUAAAGAAAUUUGGGGAGCUGGACAUAUUCAACCAUCGGAGGAUUAUUUAAAAAAACAAAUGCGUAUGCUGCAAAAAUAUUCUUUACCGGAAACUUGGAAGGCAGUUUAUGAUCCAGGAACAGGGCAGCAUUAUUACUGGGAUUGGUCAUCAGAUUUGGUAUCUUGGCUGCCUCCAGGACAUCCAAAAUGUCAAAUUUCUCAACCUGCUUCUCAGUUAAGAGAAGAAUUGCAUCUAAAAGCUGCUGAUCAAGAUGACAAUAUGUCUAGUGACGAAAGUGCUAGUGAUCAAGAGCCAAUGGACGUGGACGAAGAAGUGAGAAAAGAUCGCAAGCAAGAAUCACGAGACAAGCGUGAAAGUCGAAAACCCCCGAGGAAAGAGUCGAAAGAUAAAAAGGAUCGUUCACUAGAUCCUAUGGAUCCUGCAGCUUACAGUGAUAUUCCAAGGGGAAAGUGGUCCGAUGGAUUGGCCCGUCAUAAUGAGGCGAAAACAGGCGCAGAUACAACAGCAUCCGGACCUUUAUAUCAAAUGAGGCCGUAUCCAAGUCCUGGCGCAGUUUUACGUUCAAAUAAAACUAGUAAACCCGAUUCUGAAACCUCUAGUAAACCCAAGGUUUCAUUCCCUGAAAAACCAGAAUAAUUUUUUAUUUCCGAAGGUAUGAAUUUAGUUAUUAAAUUUAAUUUACAUUAUUUUAAAAUAAAAAUAAACAUCAUAUUGCCAAAA
Molecule: messenger RNA, 1085 nt
Organism: Leptopilina heterotoma
Lineage: Eukaryota; Metazoa; Arthropoda; Insecta; Hymenoptera; Figitidae
Gene: PQBP1
Product: polyglutamine-binding protein 1
Exons: 6
Coding region: 129-1001 (290 amino acids)
Molecular function (GO): protein binding
Source: RefSeq, a predicted model, not a curated record